Messenger RNA from Cucurbita pepo subsp. pepo (vegetable marrow), 1783 nucleotides. It is a transcript of the gene LPA1, whose product is annotated as tetratricopeptide repeat (TPR)-containing protein. NCBI's taxonomy places the organism in Eukaryota, Viridiplantae, Streptophyta, Magnoliopsida, Cucurbitales, Cucurbitaceae. Gene Ontology annotation, molecular function: protein binding. Gene Ontology annotation, cellular component: chloroplast. The record is from RefSeq and is a predicted model, not a curated record. Gene Ontology annotation, biological process: photosystem II oxygen evolving complex assembly.
UAUUCGCGCGGUUGAUUCAUCCUUUUGACAGAUUCGUCGCUUCAUCCGUUAUUUGGAUAUUAUUGAAUAUAUUGAUUUGGGGGCGAUGUGAGGUUCCCAGCUCGCGAGCUGAAGUUUCCAUGGCUUUGGGUAUGGCUACUCUUCCUGUGUUCCACCAGCUGCUCACCCUAUCUAAUCCCAAAUCAGCAACCAUUCUCAGGCAGCGCCUACCCACUUCCAAUUCUCAGAGGCCUUUCCAUGUCUCUAUUCUCUGUUGCUCUUCUACUUCUCAAUCCCCAGAAGCUAACAUCGAAUCUGCGGAGUCCUCUGUCAAUCUCGGCCUCCAGCUCUUCUCUAAAGGACGGGUCAAAGAAGCUUUAGUCCAGUUUGAAGCAGCACUGGAUAUGAAUCCCAACCCCUUGGAGGCCCAAGCUGCUUUGUACAACAAAGCAUGUUGUCAUGCCUAUCGUGGGGAAGGAAAGAAAGCUGCUGACUGUCUGCGUGUUGCAUUAAGAGAAUAUGACCUGAAAUUUGGCACAAUUUUGAAUGAUCCUGACUUGGCCUCAUUCAGAGCUCUUCCUGAAUUCAAGGAAUUGCAAGAAGAGGCUAGGAUGGGUGGAGAAGAUAUAGGAUAUGGAUUUCGAAGAGAUCUUAAACUCAUUAGUGAAGUCCAAGCACCUUUUCGAGGGGUUCGGAGGUUCUUUUAUGUGGCACUGUCUGCAGCUGCUGGAAUUUCGCUGUUGUUUAAUCUACCGAGGUUGUUUCGGGCUAUUCAAGGUGGUAAUGAAGCUCCUGAUGUUUGGGAAACUGUUGGAAAUUUAGCUGUUAAUGUUGGAGGUAUUGUCGUUUUUGUGGCGUUAUUUUUAUGGGACAACAAGAAAGAAGAGGAACAGCUUGCACAAAUAUCAAGAAAUGAAACGUUAUCAAGGUUGCCUCUGCGUCUUUCCACCAAUCGAGUUGUUGAACUUGUUCAGCUACGAGAUACUGUAAGACCGGUCAUUUUAGCUGGGAAAAAGGAGACAGUUUCUUCAGCCAUCCAAAAGGCGGAGAGGUUCAGAACUGAGCUCCUUAGACGAGGUGUUCUCUUAGUUCCUGUCAUAUGGCGCGAAGGUCGGGAGCCCCGAAUGGAAAAGAAAGGGUUUGGUGCUCCAGCCCCUGCUGGUUCUGCUGCUCUGCCAUCUAUUGGGGAAGAUUUUGAGAAACGAGCUCAGUCUAUAACUGCCAAAUCGAAGUUGAAAGCUGAAAUUCGAUUCAGGGCUGAUGUUAUAUCACCUGCAGAAUGGGAAAGUUGGAUAAGAGACCAGCAGAAAUCUGAAGGGGUUACUCCUGGUGAGGAUGUCUACAUAAUAUUGCGAUUGGAUGGUCGAGUUCGAAGAUCAGGGAGAGGAAUGCCUGACUGGCAAAAAAUUAUUGAAGAGUUACCACCAAUGGACGCUCUUCUAAGCAAGCUAGAAAGAUGAGAUAAACAGAAACGAUAUGCAAAUGCUCGUGGAAACUAUCGAUGGCAUCGCUUUCGCUACUCGUUCGACUUCCACACGAACACCCAGAAGAGUAAAAGGUCUAGUUAUACAUUCUUAGCUAAUUGUGUUUGCUAUAACUGUGUUUGGAGGAUGGGUGAUUGAAUUGAUAUGAUCAGAUGGGUCAUUGGGGCAAUAGAUUCUGAGUUAAAAGAAACCAGUUGGUGGACUCUCUGUUUCUUGAACUUAGCUUUCUUGAACAACCACACUAUCUUUUAAUAUCAUUUUUAUCACUUUCUUGGUAGGUUGUGAAAAGGGUCUUCAGAUAAAUUGGAAUGCUUUUUGAA